Molecule: messenger RNA, 1144 nt
Organism: Chara braunii
Lineage: Eukaryota; Viridiplantae; Streptophyta; Charophyceae; Charales; Characeae
Source: the annotation of a GenBank genome assembly
AGGUCAUCAAGCAACCCAGAAAGCCAUCCUUGGAUCCGAUCAAUCAAGCUGAAUCCAAGCAAACUACCCAUCUAGAGCCAAGGAUGCCGCCCUGCCUAGCCACUAAUCCCAACCCACUGACGGUAAAGUGCCUUCCUGUCCCUGCCCCGUUGAAGAACCCUAAGGACGGCAGCACUCGGCUACCAGUGCCUCACAUGUUUGGAACAAAGGUCGCAGAUGGAAGAGGUCAUCAUGCAACCCAGCAAGCCAUCCUUGGAUCCGAUCUAAGAAAAGUCGGUCAAUCAAGACGAAUCCAAUCAAACCCAAAUCCAGAGUCAUCCACGAGAAUGAACGAAUUGCCACCAGGUAUUGGCCAGUAUGCGAGAAGGAAGAGCAGGGGGGGGGCAGGGAAACCCUCUCAGAAUGUCCCACUGUUUACAGCCCAGGGGCUGUGCCACGUGGAAGAAAAAGCACCAUAUCAUAUGACAUGUUCACUCCAUAGCACAGGGAUGGAGGAGGCACUUCCCCAGGAGCACAGAGGCCCAGACUUGGCAUCGGUUUUGGUGCUGCUGUUGCUGAUAUUCGCUGAUUACCAAAUUUCCCGGACCCUGGAUGCCGCGAUCUGCGCGGGAAUCACUGUCGUCGUAAGUGUGGGAAGCUUUGUCGGAAGAGUCGUGCCUGCUGUUGUUGUUGUUGUUGGUGUUGCUGUUGAUGGCGUUGAUGUUGCUAUUAUCGGAAAGUUUCCGGGUGUCCCCGCGGCAGCGGAUGUCGCUGCAAUCUGCGCAGAGAUGGCUGUCAUUGUCGUUGAUGACGUGGCAGUUGUUGAUGAUGUAAGAGCCAUACUGCGAGAUCAUGAUGCCGCCGUGAUCUGCACAGGAUCAGCAGCUGUUGUUGUUGUUGAUGCUGGUGUUGGAAGCGUUGUUGUUGUCGUCCCUGUCCGUAUUGAUGUAGCUCAUGUUGAUAUCGUAGAUCGCUGGAUGUCGCCGCGAUCCAACCUUCUGGAGCUUGAAGAUGCUGCAGUUCAUUCUGCCCUUUCGUCAUGUCACCACCGAAUCGAUGCAAUUGCUGUAAAAUAGUCACUGAAUAGUGCUUGUCCCUCCUUGAAAGGUCAUAGAAUUUCUGCAUGAGUGCGUGUGCCUGCGUCCAAUCAAUAAUAUCAUCAAGU